Molecule: messenger RNA, 396 nt
Organism: Entrophospora candida
Lineage: Eukaryota; Fungi; Glomeromycota; Glomeromycetes; Entrophosporales; Entrophosporaceae
Source: the annotation of a GenBank genome assembly
AUGGUUAAUGUACUGAUUAAACAUGGCGAAGAAAUUAAAUUUGGUUGGGAAGGGUUUCCAAUUUAUCAUAAACAAACUUUAGAAGAUUCUUUGUUUUUUUUCAAACCUGAUUCUGAAAACGUGAUUGCAAAUAAUGCAAAUAAUAUUAAUGAAGUUUCAUCAUUUAACAACAAUAAUUCAUCUAAUUCUAAUAUGAAAAGAAAUGAUUCAUUAUUUUCAGAUUAUGACGAAUCAAUUGAAAACCAGUCAGAAUUAUUUGAAAAAAAUGACAAUGAUGUUUCUAACAAUGAUGAUGUUUUAGAGAUUAUAAAGAAAGUUAAGGUUAAUGACUCAUUAACUUGGAAUAGUCCGAUGAAAGUUCCAUGUUAUUCAUCUAAUUUAAGGAAUCACCAGUAA